Exophiala aquamarina CBS 119918 is the source of this 822-nucleotide messenger RNA. RefSeq lists its product as uncharacterized. Gene Ontology annotation, molecular function: phosphoric diester hydrolase activity. The record is from RefSeq and is a predicted model, not a curated record. NCBI's taxonomy places the organism in Eukaryota, Fungi, Ascomycota, Eurotiomycetes, Chaetothyriales, Herpotrichiellaceae. The transcript has a single exon. Bases 1 to 822 code for a protein of 273 amino acids. Gene Ontology annotation, biological process: lipid metabolic process.
AUGACAAACCCGCUGCGGAUGACGCCACAGACGACCCGGAUCGCUGGGCAUCGAGGUUACAGUUCUGGCGCUCCAGAGAACACUCUCAGCGCGUUCCGCAAGGCUCGAGAGGUCGGCGGCAAAGGUGUUACCUGCGAGACUGACCUUGCGCUGACCAGGGACGGCGAGCUGAUUCUGAUCCAUGAUGAGACUGUGGAUCGCACAACAGACGGCCAAGGCCUUGUUCGUAAUACGGACUAUUCAGAGAUCGUCAAACUCGAUGCGGGUCGGUGGUUCAGCGAGGCGUUCGCAGGAGAACGAAUCCCGCUGCUGAGAGACGCACUGGAGCUUGCGCGAGAACUUGGCAUCAUCUACCAACUCGAGCUCAAGGUCUACGACCGGAACGACGAGAUCUUCCAAAAGCUGAGAGCACUAAUCGACGAGCUUCAGUGUGCCGACCUGCUUCAGUUUUCAUCCUUCGACUUCGUCCAGCUUCGGGCUCUCAAGAAGGUCAUCCCAGAAGUACCUACCGUGGCGAUCUCGCAUUCGCGGUUGAUCGAUCCUGCCGCGGUGGCCCGAGAAGCAAAGGUCGAUGCAGUCAAUCUGGAGAUCCAACAUUUCCCAAGCGGUGAGGCUCAUCAGCUUCAUGCCGAAGGCUUCGGCGUCUUCUUGCACGUGCCGGCCCCGAAGCGGCUUGCGGCGCUCAAAUCUUAUGGUGUCGACGUGGAGGCGCAAGCCGUUCAAUGGGUCCGAGAUGGCUGGUUGGAUCAGCUCAUAAGUGACGACGUGGAGCAAGUGGUCAGAAUCAUGAAUCAGGCUCGCGUUGAUAUGAAAAUGGAAUGA